Striga asiatica is the source of this 1670-nucleotide messenger RNA. Lineage: Eukaryota; Viridiplantae; Streptophyta; Magnoliopsida; Lamiales; Orobanchaceae. The record is from the annotation of a GenBank genome assembly.
AUAGUCCGAAACAUGUCAAGAAAAGAAAGUAAUGAUGAACAAAUGAAGUUCAACAGAGAAGAAGAAGAAGAGGAUGAAGAUGAUGAUGAUAACAGGGGUCAUGAUGCUUGGGAGAGGACUUACGCCGACGAGAGGUCAUGGGAGUCCCUUCAAGAGGAUGAGUCCGGCCUCCUUCGACCUAUCGACAACAAAACUCUCUACCAUUCCCAAUAUCGAAGGCGCCUUCGAACUACGACAGCUGCAAGAAUUCAGAAGGGUCUGAUUCGGUAUCUGUACAUCGUCAUUGAUCUUUCAAGGGCAGCUGGCGACAUUGAUUAUAAACCCAGCCGAUUGCUUGUUGUGGCUCGACAUGUCGUAGCUUUCAUCAGAGAAUUUUUUUAUCAAAACCCUUUGAGUCAGAUUGGAUUAGUUACAUUGAAAGAUGGGAUAGCACAUUGCCUAACAGAUCUUGGCGGAAGUCCAGAGUCACACAUAAAUGCUUUGCAGAAUAAGUUGACGAGCUCGGGAGAUGCAUCACUGCAAAACGGCCUCGAUCUUGUCCAAAACCUUUUGAAUCAAAUUCCCACAUACGGCCACCGAGAGGUUCUCAUUUUGUAUUCAGCUCUUAGUACCUGUGAUCCUGGUGAUAUUAUGGAGACAAUUCAGAAAUGCAAAACUUCCAAGAUCAGGUGCUCGGUUAUUGGCCUCUCGGCUGAGCUCUACAUCUGCAAGUAUCUCUGUCAAGAAACAGGUGGGAUAUACUCAGUGGCGCUAGAUGAGGUGAGCUGCAUUUGUGAACGGUGCUUUGUAAUUCUAGUUCUGGAUAUCUUCCUAUGGCAGUCCCACUUAAAAGACUUGGUGUUUGAACAUGCACCUCCACCACCUGCUAUUGCUGAAUUCGCAGUCGCAAAUCUGAUUAAGAUGGGCUUUCCUCAGCGAGCAGCAGAAGGAGUAAUCUCAAUCUGUUCCUGUCAUAAAGUGGCUAAAGUUGGUGGAGGCUACACUUGCCCGAGAUGCAAAGCACGGGUUUGUGACUUGCCCACAGAGUGUCAAAUAUGUGGGUUGACUCUUAUAUCUUCACCCCACCUCGCGAGGUCUUAUCACCACCUUUUUCCAAUUACCCCGUUUGAUGAUGUGGCGCCGUCAGUCUCGAACAACCAACGCCAUCUUUCCAAAAACUGCUUCGGCUGCCUGCAAAGCCUCCUGAAUCCUGGGAACAUGCCAGCUCCUUGCGUUUCAUGUCCGAAAUGCAAGAAAUACUUUUGCCUGGAUUGCGACAUUUAUAUUCACGAGAGCUUGCAUAACUGUCCGGGUUGCGAGAGCUUCCGGCAUUCAAAAACAGCUAGCACUGCUGAGUAGUUAGAAAACUGGAAAAAGUUAUCUGGUCCUGAUAAUCGGCAUACGUGACAGUUCUGGUUUCUAUUUACACAUGUAUUUGAAGCACCCUUCGAAAACGGAACCAUACCCUACUGUUUUUUCAUCCUUUUUCCAGUAUACGGCUUUGAUUGGGAUCCUGUUGAUUGAGCAGAAUCACAGCUGAUGCUUUGUAUUCUACUGUCUGCAUGCCCUUAUCUCUUGCUCUGGGGGAAGUAAACAUUUUCUUUUAGCAGCAGAAAAGAGAGUGUUUCCAGUAUCAUAGAGUAUUGAUCCUUUCUGCUGAUUUUGUUUCCUAGUUAAUUCAUAUGAACUAG